GACAGUGAUUUCAUCCAACCGGAUAGCGUCUUUUGUUUUGUGGACCAAUAGGAUUCCUCGGUGGGCGGGGCUUAGUGGUCCCGCCUCUCGGCCUCAGCCUCUGUCAUUCCCAGAGCGGACUGUUUGUUGUCAAAAUGGAGUUCUUACUCGGGAAUCCGUACAGCACUCCUGUGGGUCAAUGUAUAGAGAGGGCCACAGAUGGAGGCCUACAGAACGAGGACUGGACCCUCAACAUGGAGAUCUGCGAUAUCAUAAACGAGACAGACGAGGGGCCAAAAGAUGCAAUGCGGGCACUGAAGAAGAGACUCGGUGGCAACAAGAACUACAGAGAAGUGAUGCUGGGGCUAACGGUGUUGGAGACAUGUGUGAAGAACUGCGGUCACAGGUUUCACGUCCAGGUUGCCAACAGAGAUUUCAUCGACGGUGUGUUGGUCAAAAUCAUCUCCCCCAAAACCAAUCCUCCAACCAUCGUACAAGACAAAGUGCUGGCGCUCAUACAGGCCUGGGCUGAUGCCUUCAGGAGUAGCCCCGAUCUGACAGGUGUGGUCCACAUUUACGAGGAGCUGAAGAGGAAAGGCAUUGAGUUCCCGAUGGCAGACCUGGAUGCGUUGUCUCCCAUCCACACCCCAGGGAGGGGUGUACCAGAGGUGGACCCAGCCAUGCUCAAGUACCUAGCCCCUGCCUCGCCUGCCGUCGGGACUCCUAAACCUUCCCCGACCCCGACUCCGACCCCAGCCCGGACACCGACCUUCACUCCUGCCCUGACCACACAGGCCCCCAUCGUGCCCAGCCCCAUCACAGCAACGCCUGAACAGAUCGCCCGGCUGCGCAGUGAGCUGGACGUAGUAAGAGGAAACACCAAAGUCAUGUCAGAGAUGCUAACAGAGAUGGUCCCCGGGCAGGAAGACGCCUCUGACCUCGAGCUGCUUCAGGAGCUGAACAGAACAUGCAGGGCAAUGCAGCAGAGAGUGGUCGAGCUGAUCUCUCGCGUCUCCAACGAGGAAGUGACCGAGGAGCUGCUACACGUCAACGACGACCUCAACAACAUUUUCCUCCGAUAUGAGAGGUACGAGAGGUACAGGUCGGGUAGAGCCGCGCAGAACAACGGGCUGAUGGAGAUGUUGAGUGAGGCCACGGAGGACAACCUGAUAGACCUGGGCCCGGGCUCCCCAGCUGUGGUCACGCCCAGGACCAGCUCCAGCCCUCAAGCCAACGUCAACACCGCCACCCCUGCCCCUGCCACCGCCACCGCCACCCCCACCGCCGGGGCCACUGCCUCCCCAGCCCAUAUUCCAGUUACAGCCUCGCUAACCUCUGCACUAGCUGGUAUUGACGUAGCUUCGGACAGCGUGAGUGGGACGCUGUCCUCUCUACCAGGCCGCAACCAGGAUGACUUUGACAUGUUUGCCCAGACCAGGAGCAGCUCUCUGGCUGAUCAGCGCAAAAAUGUAAAGUACGAGGACCCUCAGGCUCUGGGUAGCCUGGCCUCGGCUUUGGAUGUGAGACAACAGAACACAGGAGGGCUGAGGGUUAAAGGGGAUGAUAACCCAGCAGAUCAGGAGCUGCCCAUAGACAGCUGGCUUAUUACCCAAGGAAUGAUCCCCGUAUCGCAGUCCUCUGUCAUGGAUGACAUAGAGGAGUGGCUCUGUGCUGACGUGAAAGGGGAUGCUGCCGAGGAAGGGGUGACCAGUGAAGAGUUUGACAAGUUCCUGGAGGAGCGAGCAAAGGUGUCAGACUCUCUGCCGUCUCCCACCGGAGCUAACCCCGCUCACCCGGCUCGAGCCCCCGCCGGCUCCCACAAGAAGGCCGAGCGGACGGAGGACGCCCUCUUUGCCUUGUAGACUUGUUCUCGGAGAACCUCCAUCUCUCUCUAGGGGGCGUCUAAAGGUCCUCGCCCUCAAUGAUUCCUCCCAAAACAGUCCCUCCGCUCCCAUUUUCCUCGCCGACUCGCCGUGGUUAUAGCAAGUGAUCUCCACCUCCUUGUCAUUCUCUCGCCACAGUGUUGCUCUAACAUGCAGAGGUCCGACGUGUUUACUGCGCACAACUGUUGUUUUCUUACAGUAUAUAUGGAUGUAUUAAUCUGUUAGUGUGGGAUGUACUACUCGCAGCAUCUCAUCUGUAACGCUCCACCAAAGGAACCUGUCUGAUGUGGUUUCAAAAUGUGGUAUAUUACUGCGAGAUUCAUGGCAAAAGGUUCAUGCAUUGAGUCAGUAUAUGGGAGCAUACAAUUAGGAUUACAUUGUGUUGUUUUACUACAGUCAGCUAAUUGCUAAUUUAUGCAUUUCUUGUUUUAAUGGUUUGUUCUGUACUAUGUACUAGCGCUGUGGUUAUGGUCGAUCCAUGCAAUUCUUUUUUUUAUUUUUUUUUUCUCCAGAAGUUAGAGUUGUAGUCAUGAUUUUAAUACUGACAUAUGUGCGGAAUGGCAACAGGUUUUAUAACCCAAUUACCCAUGCGGACAAAACACUGAUGUUAAGCAGGCUGAUUUUGCUAGCGAGGAAUAUAUAAUGGCUAAAUCGUAGCUACUCUUGAUGAGUGUACGCAAGCGUUCCUUUAACCAAAGGGAUUAGAAGAAGUUAGGAUGUAUUUUAAAAGGGGAAGGAACGUGCCCGUGGAAUAUUACCCAUCAGUCUUUUCACUCCUCUGAAAAGCGAAUUAGCUGCUCUAGAACAAUUACAAACACUUUUACCCAUUCCAAAGAUUAUUGAGGCUUUAAAUGACCAACUAGCACUGAAUUUUACCUGUCGAACAAUAAUCGCGUGUUAUUAUAAGCGUUAAAGGGAUCAUGAACAGUUUUUCCUUCCCCUGCUCUAUUAAUGUCUCUGUGCACUUUGAAGCAAAAAAAACAAAAACAAAUCUGUAUUUUGUCCUUUGUGUUUACAAGAUGGUUACUAUUUUUCUAGGGGAUGGGAAAUGGUCUUUAGGUUGACUUCAUUUUGCACAUAACUUUUGUAACUGUGUGAUUACAGGGCUCGUUCACGUAGAGGUGGAUCGAUGGACAGUCCAACUUUUAGGAAUAU
Messenger RNA from Sebastes umbrosus (honeycomb rockfish), 3017 nucleotides. It is a transcript of the gene tom1l2a, whose product is annotated as TOM1-like protein 2. Gene Ontology annotation, cellular component: endosome; membrane. Gene Ontology annotation, biological process: signal transduction. NCBI's taxonomy places the organism in Eukaryota, Metazoa, Chordata, Actinopteri, Perciformes, Sebastidae. The transcript has 17 exons. The record is from RefSeq and is a predicted model, not a curated record. Gene Ontology annotation, molecular function: phosphatidylinositol binding; ubiquitin binding; clathrin binding. The coding region runs from base 135 to 1841 and encodes 568 amino acids.